AUGAAGGCCUCCGCUGUUCUCUCCCUCGUUGCCCUUGCUGGCCUCACCAUCGCCGCCCCUGCUGUUGGCAACGACAAUGUCCAUGGUAGCGGGGACAUCCACAAGCGUGGUGGUGGCUGGGGAGAGAAGCCCACAGCCGUUGCCGUCGAGGCAGUCGAAGUCCCCGUUGUUGAGAAGCCCCAGGAGCACUGGCACAAGCCCGCUCCUCAGUCCAAGCCCCAGCCUGUCCCUGUCAAGUCCAACGAGUACUCCAAGGAGGCUGGCAAGAAGUGGGGCAAGGAGGGCGGUUCCGCUGGUGAGGAAGACUACAAGAGCGUCCAGGACAACGAGUCCGCAUCCUUCAGCAAGAGCUUCGGCGAGACUACCGAUCACAAGACGGGCAAGAACUGGGGCAAGGAGGGUGGUGAGGAGAAGGAGAAGGAGCAGGGCAAGUCUCAGCAGUAA
Aspergillus tubingensis is the source of this 444-nucleotide messenger RNA. Its product is annotated as similar to An04g08150. The record is from RefSeq and is a predicted model, not a curated record. Bases 1 to 444 code for a protein of 147 amino acids. The transcript is spliced from 2 exons. NCBI's taxonomy places the organism in Eukaryota, Fungi, Ascomycota, Eurotiomycetes, Eurotiales, Aspergillaceae.